GUAAACCAGUCUGGCACAGAUAAAUGGGCGCCUGGGCAGCCCAUUCUUGUGCGUUGUGGUGUGUUGGAUGUCAGACGGUCCUGUUGCACUAGUUUUUUCCCCAAAAGAAAAUAGACACGGAAAGAAAAGGAAGAAAAGAUGGGUGCGCUCGACGAUUCGUUGCUGCUGGGCUUUGUCGCUCAGCACUGGCUGCCACUCACAGCCGUCAUUACCAUCGCCUGGCUCGCGAGGAAUUACUUCCGUAAUGGGCUCAACAAGUAUCCAGGUCCGGCUCUCGCGGCCGUGACAGACUGGUGGCGCUUCUGGGACGUCUACGGCCGUCGGUCAGAGGUCACGCACCAGAAACUCCACGCAAAGUAUGGCGACGUCGUGCGGCUCGGGCCCAACAGUCUGUCCUUUGCCAACCCAGAGGCGCUCAAGACCAUCUACGGGCUGAACAAGGGCAUGAUCAAGUCCGACUUCUACGUCGUCCAGCAGGCCGUCAUGAACGGGCACUCGCUCGCCUCGCUCUUCAGCACCACCGACGAGGCCUUCCACGCGCGCUUCCGGCGCUGCGUCAACGCGGCGUUCUCCAUGUCCGCGCUCGUCCAGUACGAGCCCUUUGUCGACAACACGACGCGGCUGUUCCUGUCGCAGACGGAGCGCCUGUUCGCGGACAGCCCGGAAGGGUGCGACUUCCCCCGCUGGCUGCAGUUCUACGCCUUUGACGUCAUCGGCGAGAUCACCUACGGCAAGCGUCACGGGUUCAUCGAGAAGAACGAGGAUAUUGACGGGAUCGUGGCGUACUUGUCCAAGCUGUUCUGCUAUGUGGCGCCGAUCGGCCAAAUCCCCUGGCUCGACAAGCUCCUCCUCAAGAACCCUGUAUAUCUCAAGCUCGCGCAGUGGGGCGUCAUCGACGCGACCUUCCCCGUGGCCCGCUUCGCCCGCGCGCGGAUGAACGAGCGCCUGCACAACCCCAGCGACAACCUGGCCGAGAAGAACGCGCUGAUCGAGACGACGCUCGAGGAAGGCACCGGCAAGGUCGGCUCGACGGACCUGCUGACCAAGUUCCUGGCCGCGCAGGAGAAGGCGCCCGACUUCAUGAGCGACACGCUCGUCCAGACCAUGGCCGUGUCCAUGGCCUUUGCCGGGUCCGAGACCACCGCCAUCUCCCUCGCCGCCGUCUUCUACUACCUCCUCCGGACCCCGCACGCCAUGGCGAGGCUGCGCGCCGAGAUUGACCAGUUCGCCCGCGACGGCGGGUUCUCGGACUGCCAGACCGGGCUGGUGACAUGGCCCGAGGCGCAGAAGCUGCCUUACCUCGACGCCUGCGUCAAGGAGGCGUUCCGCAUGCACCCGGCUGCCGGCUUGCCGCUGGAGCGCAUCGUGCCCGUGCAGGGCAUCGAGAUUGACGGCGUGUUUGUGCCCGGCGGGACCAUCGUCGGUGCCUCGGCGUGGGUGAUUCACCGCCGUCCCGAGAUCUUUGGCGCCGACGCCGAUGUGUACCGGCCGGAGCGGUGGCUGGUGGACGAGACGGGCGCGCGCACGAGGGAGAGCGAGGAGAAGCGGAUCAAGGAGAUGAACGGGCUCAUGUUCCAGUUCGGCAUGGGCAGCCGGACGUGUAUUGGCAAGAACAUCAGCCUGCUCGAGAUUUACAAGCUCGUGCCGAGUCUGCUGCGGAGGUUCGAGAUUGAGUUCAAGGACCCGCGGGUCGAGUGGGAGCUCAUCAACGCCUGGUUCAUCAAGCAGCAGAACUUUGACGUCAAGUUCCAUCGCAGGGAGCUGGUUGGGCCGGCGAGUGGUUAGGGGACCCUCACGGCGAGGUGACAAAGUUGUGUGCAUAGUAUGGAUAGCGUUUGCUUUUAAGGGUCAAAAUACAAGACAGUCGUCCAG
Microdochium trichocladiopsis is the source of this 1872-nucleotide messenger RNA. RefSeq names its product pisatin demethylase. The transcript is spliced from 4 exons. The record is from RefSeq and is a predicted model, not a curated record. NCBI's taxonomy places the organism in Eukaryota, Fungi, Ascomycota, Sordariomycetes, Xylariales, Microdochiaceae. The coding region runs from base 139 to 1785 and encodes 548 amino acids. Gene Ontology annotation, molecular function: oxidoreductase activity, acting on paired donors, with incorporation or reduction of molecular oxygen; monooxygenase activity; heme binding.